Molecule: messenger RNA, 2264 nt
Organism: Styela clava
Lineage: Eukaryota; Metazoa; Chordata; Ascidiacea; Stolidobranchia; Styelidae
Product: cytosolic phospholipase A2-like
Biological process (GO): glycerophospholipid catabolic process
Cellular component (GO): cytosol
Molecular function (GO): calcium-dependent phospholipid binding; calcium ion binding
Source: RefSeq, a predicted model, not a curated record
CGAAUCUGCUAUACCUGAUGAUUUACAGUCAAAAUACGAUUUACAUAUGCAAAAAUAUCCUCAUUAUAGGCUUUUUAUUGUAUAUUAUUAGGAAAUAUUUUUUACAAUUUUAUAAAAUAUUUUAUAAAUUACGAUUCAUCAAGAAAAAAAUGAAUGAUGACAUUUUAAAAUGGGCACAAUGGGAUUCAAAGUGGAACGACAGUUUUGGUGAAAAUGAGAUACCUAUCGUACAUAAAUGGCCAAUUGUGUUGAAAGUAAAUAUCAUCAGCGGGUCGGACAUUAACAGAAACAGUAUCUUAGACCAUGUUGAUCUCCCAAAUCCGCAAAUCGAAGUCGAAUAUAAAACAGCAAAAGGAAAAAAGAAAUUUCAAACAGAUUCAAUAAUUGAUACCGUAUUUCCAGUUUGGAAUGAAAAAUUUAGAUUCGUAUUGCCAGAUGAGCAAGAGCAUGACGAUGUGUUGAAGUUUCGCCUGUUUGUUGAAGAUUGGUACAACUCUCACGUGUGUAUUGGCGAAGCUGAAUUCAAUCCGAGGACAUUAAAAGUUGGACAAAACUUCGAAGAUGAAAUUUCUUUUGGCAAAGCUGGCAAAAUAAAAGUAAAGAUUACAAAGAAACAAAAAUCACAUAUCCGACUCUCUCUUGCCCUGAACGACAAGGAAAUGGAAUUUCGAAGAAAACGCGUCCCCAGGGUCAUGGCGGCAAUGCAACAGGCGCUAGGACAUGGGAGCCCACAGAAUAUAUUUGAGACUCCCAUUAUGUCAAUUGUGGGGUCAGGGGGUGGAAUUCGCGCAAUGACGGCAAUGUGUGGUGUCAUGGAUGGUUUGAGUGAAAUUGGAUUACAGGACUGUAUGACCUAUGCAUUUGGAACAUCUGGCUCUGCUUGGUAUUUUACUGGUCUUUAUACGAGACAAGCAUUUGAAGAGAAUAAAAUGGAAAGUUAUCAUUCGUGGCUGAGAGAAUCAUUUCAAACUUCUGGCUACUGGGAAAUGAUAAAACUACCCAACAUGAUAAAAGGCCUAAAUAUGUACAAGAAAAAGACGAAAGUGGGCCAACCUUUUACGUUCGUUGAUUAUUAUGGAAUAUGCGCCACAAACAAAGUCAUCGGAAAAGAGUAUUCAAAAUACAAACUCUCUGACAUAAGAAAUUACGUCGAAACAGCUGAGGUUCCGUAUCCAAUACUAAACACAAGUCAAGUGCAAGAUUUUCUGGAUGUCAAAACAUAUAGAGCGGACUGUACGUUUUCUGCUUACGAAUGUGAGUUUCCACAAUAUGGAAUGAAUAUUAAUAUGCAAAGAUUGAACAGCGAAUUCUAUUCCGGUGUAAUGGAAAGAAACUUGCCGGAGCCGGAUUUAUCUUUCAUCAUAGGAACAUUAGGGAGCGCUUUCGGACUCCGCUUAAACCGGAUUUUGGGACUUGAAUCCUACGAAGAUAUGGACAACAUGCUGGAAAAUUUUCUUGACGACGUAUCAGAAACAAUAGGAAUCGAUUCUUCAACAUCAUCGGAAGCAAAGUCCAAAUGGGAAGAAUUGAAAGCAUGGUUGAGCUCUUUGCCCCAGUUUAUUGGUCGAAACAGGAUAAUCGAAAGAACCGGGAAAAUUUUAAACGUUGCAAGGGGAUUUGAAAAUAUGAAACGAUUUCGAAUUAAUCCGAAGGCUGGUGAUUCAGGAGAAAUCGUUGACGGCUUUGAAGAAGACGGAGAGAUUUUGGAUCUUGUUGAUGGAGGAAUUUUAUGCAACGUCGCCAUUGAUGCAGCUUUGAGACCGCAACGCAGAAACGAUAUUCUAUUCAUCGCUGACCUUACUUCAUAUGACGCUGAUGUCGGUUUCGGAACUUUAGAGGCUUCAAUACGAUUAGCGAAGAAGGGCGGAUAUAAAUUUCCACCGAUUGACUUGAAGAAAAUUAAGAAACAAGAUACGAAGGAAUUCUACAUUUUUGAAGAUCCAAACGACCCAGAAUGCCCACUUGUGUUUUGGUUCUUGAUGUCAACUAGGAAAUUUUGGAAAGUUCGCGAUUACAUUCCCAGAAACGCGGAUGUUCUACAAAGCAUUCCCGAUGAUAAAAGAUUCACGGAUUUUCAUGUAUAUUCAUCUGACGCUUACAACACAAUGGAUCUAAAAUAUACAAAUUUGGAAUUUGAUAGACUUCGAGAACUCAUGACUUACAAUGUUACAAUGAAUGGGGAGAAAAUCAAGCAGAAGAUCCGAGAAAAAAUUGCAAUGAAGCGAAGGUUAAACGCGGCCGCGGUAUCGUAGGUUUCAAUUUAC